AUGCGUUUCGUGGCGGAAAACACCUCCAUUCCUGUCCCGAAAGUCCUCAAGGCCUGGUCCACUGACGGAAUCACGUUCAUCGUUAUGGACUUCAUUGGGGGACAUGACCUUUGGUACUGUUGGUCCACGCUCAGCAUUCAAGCCAAGGAACGAGUCUUCGCCCAAUUGAAGCAAUACAUUGGCGAGCUCCGCUCUAUAAAGCCCCCAGAUCGAUACAAUGGUGCUGUAUGUUCUGUGGAUGGCAAACCUAUCCGUGACAUUGGGCGUAUUGGGCUGGCUCCUUGUGGACCAUUCAGCACACAGGGCGAAUUCCACAAUUUUCUCCGAGGGAACUACAUUCUCGAGUCCCCUUUGUUCUCUUCCGGAGCGGAUGGUGAAGCCAUUGGCGCAUCGCACUCUCAAACUUACGCUACUAAAUUCACCCACGGUGACUUGGCUCCGAGGAACGUCCUUGUCAAAAAGGAUGGGACAAUCACAGCGAUUGUGGAUUGGGACUGCGCAGGAUGGUUCCCAGAGUAUUGGGAGUUCACGAAGGCCAAGUGGUCGUUGACUCUGGCCGAUUGGGAAGUAAGGAUACCAGAUAUCACUGGAGAGUAUCCGUCACAACUUGCUGGGGAGCGAGCAAUUUAUCGAUUAUUUGGAACAAUGCUUACCUGA
Messenger RNA from Cyclocybe aegerita, 657 nucleotides. The record is from the annotation of a GenBank genome assembly. NCBI's taxonomy places the organism in Eukaryota, Fungi, Basidiomycota, Agaricomycetes, Agaricales, Hemipholiotaceae.